GCGGCGGCGGCAGCGGCGGCGGCGGCGGCGGCAGGGGCAGCGGCAGCGGCCGGGGGUGCGCAGCAGGGCCCGCGGCGGGGUUGCGCCCGGCCCCCGGCAUGGCCGGGCAGUAGGCAGGGAGCGCCGCCCGCCCGCCGCUCCCGGCGGCAGCCCCCGCCGCGCCCCGUCCGUCCUAUGUGACCCGCCCCGGCGCCAAGAUGAAAGACGAUUUUGCAGAGGAGGAGGAGGUGCAGUCCUUUGGCUACAAGAGGUUUGGCAUGCCUCAAUGCAGCUUGAAAGGAGGGAGUGCAGCCUUAUGGCUGAAAAAGCUGAUGGGGAGGAACUCAGUUGUAUUUGAUGAAGGUAUUCAGGAGGGGACUCAAUGUACCAAAUGUAAAAAUAACUGGGCACUGAAGUUUUCCAUCAUCUUAUUAUAUAUUUUAUGUGCCCUGUUAACAAUCACAGUAGCCAUUCUGGGAUACAAAGUUGUAGAAAAGAUGGACAAUGUGACAGGUGGCCUGGAAACGUCCCACAGAAGAUAUACAGAAAAGCUCACCGAGGUAGAGAGUGAUCUGAAGAAAUUAGAUGACCAAGCUGGACAAAAAGCCAUGAAUACUAACACUGAACUGUCUAGCUUCAGAUCUGACAUUCUGGCUCUUCGUCAGCAGCUUCAUGACAUUGCAGAGAAAACUACCAGAAACAAAGAUACACUGGAGAAGCUGCAGGAAUCUGGAAAUGUAUUAAAUGAUAGACAGAGCCAAAUGAGAAGUGCCUUAGAUAGUAACUCUUUCAUGAUCAUCAGUGUCAAUAAGACUCUUCAGGCAUAUACCGGCUAUAUCAACAAUCUUCAACAAGACACAAGUAAUAUCCAAACAAACUUGCAAAACCAAGUGCAUUCUCAUAAUGUGGUCAUCAUGAACCUGAACAACUUAAACCUGACACAAAUACAGCAAAGAAAUCUUAUCAGUGUCCUGCAGAAGUCAAUGGAAGAUACAAGCUUGGCUAUUCUAAGAAUCAAGAAUGACUUUCAAAAUCUGCAGCAGGUUGUCCUUCAAGCCCGGAAGGACACUGACUGGCUUAAGGAGAAAGUACAAAAUUUACAGACUUUGGCCGCCAACAACUCAGCAUUGGCAAAAGCUAACAAUGAUACACUUGAAGACAUGAACAAUCAGCUCAGCUCCUUCAGUGGGCAAAUGGAGAACAUCACCACAAUUGCCCAAGCCAACGAACAAAAUCUAAAGGAUCUCCAGGAACAGCAUAAAGAAUAUGAAAACAGAACUUCUGCCAAAUUCAACCAGCUAGAAGAGAGGUUCCAGGUCUUUGAAACUGAUAUAGUCAAUAUCAUUAGCAACAUCAGCUACACUGCUCAUCACCUACGGACACUGACUAGCAAUCUCAAUGAGGUCAGGACAACUUGUACAGACACCUUAAGUAAACAUUCAGAUGAGUUGAUUUUUAUGAACAGCACACUAGCCAAUAUUCGCUUAGACUCUGCAUCUCUCAAGAUGCAACAGGAUUUGAUGAGGUCAAGGUUAGAUGUUGAAGUUGCCAAUUUGUCGGUAAUCAUGGAAGAAAUGAAGCUGGUAGAUUCCAAACAUGGCCAGCUCAUCAAGAACUUCACUAUCCUACAAGGCCCUCCUGGUCCAAGGGGACCUAAAGGUGACAGAGGGCCUCCAGGUCCUCUUGGCCCCGCUGGCCUAAAAGGACAAAAAGGAGAGAAAGGAGAGCCUGGACCACCGGGACCUGCAGGUGAGAAGGGACCACCUGGGCCAACUGGGCCACCAGGAGAAAAAGGAGGGAAAGGUUCAAGAGGAUCGCCUGGCUCCAAAGGUCAGAGAGGUUCUCCCGGCAAGACGGGUCUGCCUGGACCAAGCGGAGACCCAGGGCCACCAGGUCCGCAAGGCAAAGAUGGUCCACCUGGGCCACAAGGCCCACCAGGAUUUCAAGGCCUGCAAGGAACUGUGGGAGAGCCAGGGGUACCAGGACCUCGAGGACUACCUGGGCUACCUGGAGUCCCUGGGCUGCCUGGUCCAAAGGGCCCACCUGGCCCACCAGGGCCGCCAGGUCCAGGGCUGCCAAUGGCACUACAAAGUGAACCGACAUCAGUGCCCGAGGCUAAUGGUUGUUCUCCUCACUGGAAGAACUAUACAGAAAAGUGCUACUACUUUUCAAUUGAAAGAGAAAUUUUUGAAGAGGCAAAGUUAUUCUGUGAAGAGAAGGCAUCACGCUUGGUUAUCAUAAACAACAAAGAGGAGCAGCAAUGGAUAAAAAGGCAGAUUUUGGGGAAAGGCAGCUUCUGGAUUGGACUAACGGAUUCAGAGAAGGAAAAUGAAUGGAGAUGGCUGGAUGGAUCCUUACCAGUUUACACAAACUGGAAAAUCGGGCAACCUGAUAACUGGAGCCACGGGCAUGAGCCGGGGGAAGAUUGCGCAGGACUGAUCUAUGCUGGGCUCUGGAAUGACUUCUACUGUGAAGAUGUUAACAAUUUCAUUUGUGAAAAAGACAUGGACAAAGGGCAAAUAUUUGGAGUGUAAUAGGCUGUGACUUUACAGAUACCUACAUAUUAUGGAAAUUUACUUAAAGACAAAGAAAAUCCUGGGAGAGAGCAGCAUUGCCUACCAAAAUUGGGGGAAAAAAACCAAAACAAAAACCACAAAAGCAAGCACUGAAAACUGGUUUAAAUGCAUAAAGGAAUUCAGCAUCAACUCUUCUCCAGCAUCCUGUAAUUAUUCGAGGCCUUUCAACCCACAGCAUCAGGAAAUACCUUUGGACUAAUUCUGUUAUUGAUUUUCUUCCCAACCAGUAACCACAUACAUAAGCAACUUGUGUCUUCUGAGAAAAGACAUUCUGUCGAUCUGAGUAAGACUGUUGGUCACUCAUAUAGAAAAACAUAUAAAGCAACUGUGUAAACAGUAUGUUUCAUUUGCUAAAAUCCCAAAUGUAGGAAAAUUAUACAGAUACACAAAUAUAUAGAUUUUAUAUAAAUAUAUAUAUAUAGUCCAACUCUUAUCAAUAAUAUGGAAUAUACUUUUAAGAGCUUUUAAACUUUGUAUUUUUGUACAAAAUAUUUGCUUUUUACAAUUGUUCUCUUUUUUACUGACUUUUUUUACAAAUAUAGUGCACAGGGGCCAAAGAAAACAAUAAAGGUACUAAUAAUUCAUUAAGGUUUGCUGUCAGGCCUAGCUCAGCUAUAGAGAAAUAUUUUUCCAGUUAGAAAUAUUUGUACUUUCCCAGAUGAUUUGUUCUGGUUAAAUAACUCUAAAGCAGAUUUUAGAUAGUGUUUUCCUUAUUAUAUGCAGUCUAGUCUGCGUGUGUAACAAAUUAAGUUGACUAAGGACUAGAUACUGAUUGUAGCUCUGAUCACAGCCAGUGUUCCAUCGGGGUACUAUGCAAAGACCAUGUUAAUUAAUAAAAGCAUUUCCUUCCUUCCUUCCUGCCUACUCGCCUGCCUGCCUUCUUGCCUGCCUGCCUUUUCUGCCUUCUUUCCUGUCUGCCUGCCUUCCAGCCUGCCUACCUUCCUUCUUUCCAUCCUGCCUGCUUUCCUGCCUUCCUGCCUGCCAUCCUGCCUUCCUGCCUUCCUUCUACUCAUGAGAAAAUGGCACAGAAGUAAAUCACCAACUUCUAAGAAUGAUUUUGAAAUGUUUUCAUUUCGUCUCCUUUCUUGUGAGGAAUUCUACCCCAGUAUGUGCUACCCAUAUUGCAAGUGAAGCCCAGAUGGAGGAUUUUAUGAAAACAGAAACAAAGGAGCUGCACACACUGAAAUAUGUUUCUUUUUAAGACAGAUUUCAAAAUUUGGUAAGAAAAACAUGCCAUACUCAGAAAAGUCUAAUCAACUUGCACUUUUCCAAAGUGCUUUGUAAAUCGAUCUCUCUGUUUUCUUGGACCUGUUCUUCUCUCCCAAACAAACUAGAAAAUAAAAUACGCUGCAAAACAGAAAGCAGUGUGGCUAAUGAGAUGCUAUCAUCACCCAGCCAGUUUCCUCCGAGGUCCCAUGAGCCGUUGUCUAGGCAGCAGUGCUGCUUAUCAAGAAUUUAAAAAAUUAGCAACCAUUUAAAGUUCAUUAGCAGAAACCCUGGUUUUGGUUCCUGGUUCUUACACUCUUCACACGGCCACACACUAUACCACGAAGAAAGUUGUUUUGGCUUUUUGGGAAGGAGAGUUAUUUUUCCAUUGCCUCCUGACGUGAUGUUUACCUUGGCUGAAUGCAGAUAAGUUUGUUGAAAUACUCCAGCUCUGUUGGAAAGAGACAAGAUUUUGUACUUCAGAUUUUCAAAUAUUGCUUCUAAGACCAACCAAUUAAAGACUGCUGCUUUCCUCCAUCCCACACUCCCUCCAGUGUUUAUUUGGGGGUGAGGGGGGGGAUCUCUUUUUAAUUUUAGCUAUAAUUUUCCUAAAGAAAAUACACAAAAUGUUACAUUUGGGAAUCUGUCCUGUGGUACCUAUUAGAUACGAGACAGGAACAACAUGAGAAUUGCAUAUGUUUAAUAAAAAGUGAAAGGUCUGUGUAUUACAGCUGCAGAAACCAUGUGUCACCAUCUUGGAGGCAGGACUAUUCUUCAGACAGUCUGGAUCUCCUGAGACUUUUCUUUUGGCUUUUUCAUCAGGUUUUGAAUACAAGAUGAUUCUGCCAUACACCCUGCCAUACACCCAACCUAGGAAUUGUGUGUAGAUACACGCUGUAGUGUUUACAUAUAUAUUUACACAGUGUCUGUGGAGAUAAUGUUAAACUGCUAUUUUUGGAUAACAUGGUACAAAACUAUUACUUUGCAUGCCCAGAAAGCCUCACAAACCCUGGUGAGCGGAGCUUUGCAGAGCCACACUGAAUUGGAAGCAUUGCUAGCUUUGUUUUAGCUUACUUAGGUGAAAUAAGCCCAUUCUGAGCAUCUGCCACAUUAAAUCAUGUUCUUCCUGCUUUUUACUGAUGUGAUAAGACUUCUGUUGACAAAAGAAGUUAAUGAGCAACCUCUGUGUAAGCCCCAGCUGUACUGUUUCCUUGCCCCAAUUUCAUCCUUCUCUUCCUUCAGCAAUAGUAGUGGUGGUAUAUAUCGAGAUGAGAUGAUCCAAGAGUCACCUAGUGUCCUCCAGUCCUUCUAAAGAGGUUUUCUGCGCAGUGGUGAUAAACAGCUAUAGUUGCACUUACGCAUGCAUAAGGUUACAGAAAUGGCUGUUUAUCAGUGAUAGCUGCUUAGUUCAUUGAAAACUAGCACAGCAGCUAUGCUAAACUAUAGGCAGUUGGAUGGCCUUAGCAUGGAAAUAACCACUGAACUAGGACAGUUUAAGGAUGCAACAUGUUUAUGAAUUAAAUACUUAUUUCAAAGCAAAUUUCAAUGCUGGGUUGUAAUUAUCUAUAAUAAUGCUUUAAUUAUCCACCUUUAACUGAGAAAUGAAGCGUGCCUGGGCUCAAGCUCUCUGUUCACAUAUUUGAAGCAAAGAGUGUAGCUGUUAGGCAAAACUGGCUGGAGAGGGAUGCUGCAGUUGCAUGCCCGGCAUGUUCAGUCAUCCUUAAAAUCUGGCCUGAGCAGCCAGGCGGGCUGAGACAGACCAUCCUUCUGACCCAGUAUUCCUGCAGGAGGGAAACGGAGGUGUCAAAUGGCAACAGAGAUUGAAAUCACUGGGAGAACCCGGGGAGUGUUAAAACAGCUCAGGAACCUGUCAGAAAGGAGAGGUUGGCAGAGAUGCAAGCAGGACACCAGAAAGGGCCAAGAAAUUGUCACGAAAGUCAGAGCUGCCACAUGGGGUCUGGAAAACAUCCCCAUUCCAUCUGCUUUCUGUAUGGUUUGAGCGAUAACACAGGUUGUAUGGAAAGUUUUAAGUGAUAGGAAAUGAUUUUGUCCCAGCUCAAGUUUUGGCUUUCCUUCUUAUGCACAAAUACUGUAACUUGGCACACUGAGUACACAUUUCCAUCAUCCUUUUUCUUGUUUUAUAUCAAACUAAAUGCAAGUUCAUAUACCCUGGCAAGUACUACGACUGUUGCAAGAAGGGGAGGGGAAGGCAGAGAGGGUGCAAAGUCCUUGUGAUUUACGUCCAGUGCUGGAUUUCUUAAUGUCAUUUCUGACUCGUUUCAUUAAUUUCUUUGGAAACACCUUCAGCUGAUUAGAGCUUAUAAAUCUCAAACUCUCAUCCCCUUUGAUGUGUAUAAAUAAUACCUACAAAUAUUCCAGUAAAGAAAGCACUACUAAGCAGAGACAUGGAAGUGAAUGUUGUUUACUGUGUACGUGCUUGUGUAACCAAGAGAGAUGUGGAGGUGAGAAACGUGAAGACAGAAGCAUUCGUAGGUAUUAAAAAUCAAACUGAUGAAAAUUAUUUCUAUUAAAGCCUUCCUUCUCACUUA
Molecule: messenger RNA, 6310 nt
Organism: Aquila chrysaetos chrysaetos
Lineage: Eukaryota; Metazoa; Chordata; Aves; Accipitriformes; Accipitridae
Gene: COLEC12
Product: collectin subfamily member 12
Exons: 12
Coding region: 198-2513 (771 amino acids)
Molecular function (GO): low-density lipoprotein particle binding; pattern recognition receptor activity
Source: RefSeq, a predicted model, not a curated record